UCAGACAUAAUCGUCAAAUUGAAACAAAAUGAAGCCAUUACUGCUUCUACUGUUUAUACUAGUGGUAGUGACUGUGAAUGGAGUUGAAAUCGAUUGGAGUAAGGCGCGUCCCAUCGCAGACUUCGAUAACUGGGAUGAAUUAAAGGAGCAGUUGGACAUUUGGCGUAUUCCACAACACAAUCCCAGGAUAAUCAAUGGAAUGGCAGCCAGUAUCGGUCAGUUUCCGUUCCAAGUGUCGUUAUAUGUCAAUAUGGGAUCUAAUCUAGCAUUAUGUGGCGGUUCAGUGUUGACUCAGAACUAUGUGUUAACGGCGGCGCAUUGUGUCGCAGGUGCUAGCGGAGGCAUGGCUAUAUUUGGCGCUUACAACCGCGUUAUCGAAGAUUCGCAAAGGCAAACCGUUAACUUUACUGCUAGUGAUGUUACCAUUCAUCUGCAAUACGUCGUAAACAGUUUUUUAAACGAUGUGGCCACCAUUAGAUUGAACAAUCCUAUCACCUACACUGAUCGUAUUCGUCCUAUUCGGCUACCACCUCCGGAGGAACAACGUUCAUUUGCUGGAUUGGAAGGAACCAUUACCGGAUAUGGAAGAACCUCGGCAGACAGCCAAGAUCUAUCCGAAGUAUUACGCUACACGAGCGAUUCGAUUUUAACUACUACCAAAUGCGUGGAGCAGUGGGAAAACAGAUACAUUACCGAGCAGCACAUUUGCCUCUCUGCUGAUAACAGCCGAUUCGCGUGCAAUGGUGAUUCCGGAGGGCCACUAACGGUGACCGAAAAUAGCCAAACACUGCAAGUGGGGAUUGCAUCCUUCGCUGCUACUAACUGUAUUGGCCGGCCCACUGUUUAUACCCGUGUUUCUUACUUUCUGCCCUGGAUCGAGGCAAAUUCCGAUUACAGGUCAGGAGGAAUCCACUCAGCUAAACUAAACUCCAUGCUGUUGGUGUUGCUUUCGUGUUUUUUUGUUCAUACUUUUGUGAACUCAAAUAAAAAUGAUCUUUAACACUAGCUUGUUAUCAGAAUGAAAAUUAUGUGUACCCCGAAUGGAUGAUAAUGUGAAAAAAUGGACUUACAA
Wyeomyia smithii (pitcher-plant mosquito) is the source of this 1072-nucleotide messenger RNA. Its product is annotated as brachyurin-like. The transcript has a single exon. NCBI's taxonomy places the organism in Eukaryota, Metazoa, Arthropoda, Insecta, Diptera, Culicidae. Gene Ontology annotation, molecular function: serine-type endopeptidase activity. Gene Ontology annotation, biological process: proteolysis. The coding region runs from base 29 to 1000 and encodes 323 amino acids. The record is from RefSeq and is a predicted model, not a curated record.